CACAUACCUAUAGAUAUCGGAACCGAUUUCAUCGAUCAGUGUUCUCCCGUGCGCGCACACGAUCGAACGUCGACGGCGAACGAUUUAUUUCUGUUUUAUCGAAAAUACACCUGUAACCCAACACAUAAAUACCCGAUAACGAUAUCGAAGCAUAAAAACGACGACGGAAAUCCGGAAAAACGACCAUGUUUCCCGGCGUGAUCGAUUAUUAUCGCCGAUUUUGUCAGAUCAUGUUGGUGGUGUUGUUGGUAAGUCGUAUGUAACAUAAUAGAUAUAAACCAUUGUUAAUUCUUUUGUUCACGUCUCGUGUGUUUUGCAGACGUCUCGUUACUAUCACGUCACCACUUCGAUCACGGUGUCCGAUCGAGACGAUUUCGACGGUACGUAAUACCGCCUCGUUAUAUUACGGGUACGGGUACGGGUAUCCGCGGGCUGUCGUCGAUGUAAACGAAAAACCAAUGCGGACAAAUAAUAAUAUAAUAAUCGAAUUAACGGCGCCGCGAAAUAAAUCGGCUUUUUUUUUAACGGAUUUUUACAGGCCAAGACGCCAACGACGACGCGGACACGCUAUCGGAGAAAGCCGGCGACGGGGACGCGGAAAACAAGCAUUUCAUGUAAGUGACUAUUUUAAUCCGGCGCGGCAGCUGCGUUUACAUUUAUUGCGGCGUCUCGGUCCGUGGUGUUUAUUACUUCUGAAUUAACGCCGUACGCACGGGUGUCCCAGCACCGUAUACUGUCCGUAAUGUCAUUACGGGCGAGACGGUUUCGAUUGUAAACGACGAAAAAAUCGCCCGAAAUAAUAAUAACAUUACACGCGUGUCAGCCCCGCUUUAUUGAUGUUCGACAGUGUAUUGUGCUCGCGAUUUCCCGCGCAAAUAUCCCAUGCACAGUUCGCCGAUGCCGAUCGAAAUAUCGAAAUGUUAUAUACCCAGGCGUAAUACCGAAAUUGAUAAGAUUUCAACGCGUCCCCCCUGCCCGCGCCCCUUUUGAACGGCCCGGUCGUUCGUGGCACAAACGUCGAAUACCGGAUCGAUAUCUCCGAAGAUCCGCAAUCGGCCGAGAUAACUUUUGUUCCGUUCAAUAUGUUUGGGGUUUUUUUUCUCGUGAUAAUUAUUAUUACUAGAACCUAUUGCGCUAUUAUGAUUCCUCUACAUGUUUUGUGAGAUUAAAAAUAAAAAGAAUUUACAUUUAAAAAAAAAUUGUUUUCACGAAGUCUAAGAUAUCCGUUUCAUAAAUAUAUGUGUUCUGAAACACAACUUUGGUGUUAAAUAUAUUUUGCAAGAACGUACGAAUACCACAUAAUUGAAACUGAAUCGUCGAAAUUAUUAUAUACUCGGUCGGUUUGGCUUUUCGUAAUGACAUUAGUGACGUAGGUAUCUGGCAUUAUAUAUAAUCUUUUUUCGGAAUUAUUGUAUACUACAGGGACGUGUAUUCGUUGAAAAGUGGCCCGCAACAGUUAGAGUUCGGUCACGUGUUCGAGGAUCCGAACGUCUGGGAACAAAGGUACGAGAAAAAAGAUUUCGACUCCCAGCGACACCAAGGACAGGUGAGUUCAGAAUAUAAACCAAAGUCCGACUUUGUGGUUUUCGAGAUAACAUGUAUGCAAAAACAACUAAAAAAAAGAAAAAUGCUAAAAUAAGAAACAAACAAAUUAACAAGAUAUGUUCGCGUAUAAAUCAGACGAGCCGAUGUUAUUUUUUUUUGUGUUGAAGGUCAAAUGGGGCGACAAAGACGGAAGUUACGGUGAACAGUAUUGGGACUUGAAUCACGGUGGUGCCGGAGAAUCGGCCUACGAUAAUGUGAGUUUACUUAUUGAUUUUUGUUCCAUACUUAUUACCUAUAGUAUAUUUAUGUUAAAACCAUUGGCGUAGCCUGUGUUUUGUUGAGAGGGAUGUUUUUAUUUUAUGUUUAAGUGUAACUUUGUAACUUUAUUGUGCGAAUGUGGCACAUAAUUCACAAACAUAAAAUAUAUAUUUAACAAUUAUCUGUAUGCGUAAAACACAUCUAGUUGAAAUCUGAUUACACACAUAGUAAAAAUUAUAUUUGUCGACAUAAAUAUAUGGCCGAGGGGUGUGUUCGAACACCAAAACCCUCCCCCCCCCUUCGCUACGCCGCUAGUUAAAAUUGUAUAAUAUUCGUUACAAGGGAGAAAACGGACCAUACGAAUCGUCUCCGCCGGAAAGCGGACCAUACGAACCGUCGAAUUGGGAAAAUGGCCAAGUAAAAAAAAAAAAAAAUUAAAAAUUAACCUAUAUAUUAAUAAUAUUGAUGCGAUGUUUAACCGCCGAUGUUUGAAAUUUAGGAAAGCCGUCACACGGCCGUGGUUUAUAAGCCGUUGGUCGUCACGUUCACGACCACGAACAAAUCCAAUAAGAAAUCGCCGACCGCCAUCGUCAGAAAUGCCCGUCACAAAAAUAUGCCGAACAAUAAAUUGCAGCAGAUGUCGGAACCGACGGCGACGACGACGACGGCUAAACCGAUGACGACCGGUAGAAGUGCCAACGAUAAAAAAACCGCACCCGUUUUGGUUUUCGACAUGAAGACCGGAGUGGUCAUGGACGAGGCCACGGGUAAUAAAUUCGUUCUGAAACCCAUAGACGAUUGAUUUCGAUCGCGAUACGUAAUAAUAUUGUGUUUGUAAUAAAAAUGGUGGGGAAAAAAACGAGAAUGGAUUCGAUAAUAAAAUGCAAUACCUAUACUUAUUGUACUCGUAUUAUGUAUCUAUACCUAUCAUUAUUUUCGCUAAAUUACGUAUACUUAAAUAAUAGUUCAAUUCGGACUCCUCGUACCGUUAACGCCGUUAUUAUAUUAUUAUAAUAUUGUGUAUUUUGUUCGUACAAUCGAUUUGUCUUGUUACGUUGAUAUUAUUAUUGUCUUUGUAUACGAUUCACGAAACAUUUAUUAUUUAAUCUAAUAAUUUUAUUAAAAUAUUUAUUAGAUAACGUC
Cinara cedri is the source of this 2946-nucleotide messenger RNA. Lineage: Eukaryota; Metazoa; Arthropoda; Insecta; Hemiptera; Aphididae. The record is from the annotation of a GenBank genome assembly.